GAUGAAUUCCUCAGCGGAGCAUAAUUCAAGGAAGAUUUUGAAAUGGUCGCAAUAUUUCGAGACGAAGCGUGCGGAUAAGUACGUUUGGUAGAAACGAGAGUACGAACGUGUUGUUUCUGGCGCGUAGUGUCACGUCGAUGUUACACUGAAGACGACAAGCGACACUGACGACUGGAUAAAAGAAGACUUCGGACUUCGGAUCGCGAGGAGGAAGUCUAGCUAAAAGACAGCUAGCAUAACAAUGGUCGUCAACAAGAUCAACAUGUCGUCGUAUUCCGCGCCGUUGCGUACCUUCUUCUCGGGUCUUCACACGAAGAUGUCGGAGUUUCCAGUGGACGGAAGCGAGAACGGGGACAUGCAUACCGUCAUGGAGAACUUCCAAAAGAAGAACAAUCUGGUGACCGGCAGGACGCACCACGUCACCCAUCACCCGCAGGUCACCACCACGUCGUCGCAGAUGCUGACGACAAACCAGAGCCAACGCCAGAGUAGCAGCACUAGUACUACUAGUAGUAGCAGCAGUAGAGUGGCCAAAUCCUCGCAGAGGAUCCUCACCUCGUCCUCGUCGAGUGAGAUGAAGGCGAGCUCCAUGAAGAGCGAUCUGACGGAACUCAAGCGCGGCAUCUCGGAGAUGAAGAACAUGUCGAGCAAUUUUUCGCAACGGCUGCGCAGCAGUAUGGAGAACCUCGUGGACAGAGAUGGCAAUGGA
Molecule: messenger RNA, 709 nt
Organism: Formica exsecta
Lineage: Eukaryota; Metazoa; Arthropoda; Insecta; Hymenoptera; Formicidae
Exons: 4
Source: RefSeq, a predicted model, not a curated record